This is a messenger RNA of Plenodomus lingam JN3, 1560 nucleotides long. RefSeq lists its product as uncharacterized. Gene Ontology annotation, molecular function: pectate lyase activity. Lineage: Eukaryota; Fungi; Ascomycota; Dothideomycetes; Pleosporales; Leptosphaeriaceae. The record is from RefSeq and is a predicted model, not a curated record.
AUGAAUAGCAGCGAGCGUAACACCAAAUCCGCGAAUUACCCUUUUUACUCAUUCGAUGUAGGCACCAUUCCCGUUGGCCGCGGCCGCACACGCAAUCUGUACGGUAUUCGCAACAGCCACCAUCAGCCACAAACACGACACAACUUGACCGCCCGGCAACACACCUCCUCAGACAAGCCCUCCUCCGAUAACCACCAUGGCAAGCAACUGGUGGGAAGUCUGUUAGCACGGGACCUUCCUCUACUGCCCCGUCUCCAACGCCAAUUUCCCCCGCGGUUCAGAAAUGAGGGUUUGGAUGAGGUCUCGCCCAGUUACCUACAGGCUGGAAGAUCUGGGGGUCUCCGCCCUGUCGUCUGGUUUUCCCGGGACGCCUUGAGCGUGCUGCCAAGGUGGCGAUCUCGCUUGAGCGGCGAGGGUGCAGGCUGGCCAAGAGGAGGGUGUGGUGCAUCGCCAGUUCAGGUGCUGUGUGUGGAUGAGUCUGACGGCUUGGAGAGGCGAUUGGGUAUGAAUUCACAGCAUGGGUUUGGAGAGUUCCUCAUCACACAGGUCACGAUGAAGCUCUCGCUCUUCUCUCUCGUCUCCCUUGCGCUUUCUGCGUCUGCUUCUCGUUUGGACUUGGACUUUAGCCUUGUUGGAUAUGCAAAAGACAACCCCCUUGGACCUACCACGGGCGGAGCCAGCAAAGACGGCAAGACAAUCACCGUCACCAACGUGGCCGACUUCAUCCAAGCCGUCAACAACUCGGAGCCGACAGUCGUCUACGCCAAAGGCUCCUUCAACUUCUCCUCCCGCGUCCGCAUCGGCUCCCACAAAACCCUCGUCGGCGUAGGCAAACACGGGGCCUCCAUCACCGGCGCCGGCCUCAACCUCUUCAACGCAACAAACAUCAUCGUCCGCAACUUCCACCUCACCGCCAUCCCCGACGACGCAAUCACCAUCCGCAACAGCACCCGCAUCUGGAUCGACCACAACGAAUUCAGCACCGGCUCCUUCCCCGCCCUCGGCCCCGACGCCUUUGACGGCCAAGUCGACAUCAUCCGCGCCAGCGACUGGAUCACCCUCUCCUGGAACUUCUUCCACGACCACUGGAAAUCCAGCCUCGUCGGCAACUCGGACGCCCUGCGCGCCACCGACCUCGGCACCCUCCACAUCACCUACCACCACAACUACUGGCGCAACGAAGGCACCCGCGGCCCCGCCGCCCGCUUCGGCCACCAACACAUCUUCAACAACCUGUACGAGCACUUUCGCUACCAGGCCAUUCACUCCCGCAGCGACAACCAGCUCCUCGUCGAGGGAAACGUGUUUCGCGGGAAGUCUCGCGAGGCCCUGAGUACCUAUGGUCUGGUUAUCCCAGAGGAUAGCCCGAAUACGAGCCCCGAGGGCGAUUACGAACUCGACGGGUUUGCUAAUCUCGGGGCGAGGAAUGAUUGGGGGGGUGCGGGGGUGAAUAUUACGCAGGUGGGCAAUUUUACGCAGGUCCCGUAUGGGUAUAGGUUGACGCCGUUGGAGGAUGUGAAGAAGGUUGUUAGGAGGGGGGCUGGGGUGGGGAAGAUAUAG